Messenger RNA from Nylanderia fulva, 954 nucleotides. RefSeq lists its product as uncharacterized. The record is from RefSeq and is a predicted model, not a curated record. Lineage: Eukaryota; Metazoa; Arthropoda; Insecta; Hymenoptera; Formicidae. Gene Ontology annotation, molecular function: catalytic activity.
AUGGCGGAAAGAUCCUGCGGCCUAGGUAUUGUGGCGGAGCCGUACAGGGUGCCCAGUAAAAACUGGGUACAGAGUACAGACGGCCUCGCUGCAAUCACAAGGAGGAAUACGCCCGACUCCCCUCCCCUAAACCUUAUUGGGGCACACAAGGGGAUCGUGACGGCUUCCUGGGGGCCCAUCAUAGUGAUUAGUGUAUAUCUCCCGCCGAGUCUGAAAAACGAAGACUUCGGCGGGAGAUUGCGAAUCCUGGAGAGGGAGAUCGCCCGACAUCACCCCAAACCAGUAAUAAUCGCGGGGGACUUCAACGCCAAAUCAACGGCGUGGGGUUCCCCGCGCACCGACUGGCGGGGUAAUGAGGUCGAAGAGUGGGCGGCGCAAUGCGACCUUGUGCUCCUCAACGAGGGGAGCGUACAGACAUGUGUGCGCUGGCAGGGCGGGUCAAUCGUUGAUCUUACGUGGAUGACCCGCCCUGCGGCAAGGAUGGCACAGAGGUGGAGAGUGGCGGCGGAGGUCGAAACAUUGUCUGAUCAUAAAUACAUUGAGAUCUCCGUCGCCAUGACCACCAAAGAGGUCGCAGAGCGUCGCCGAAUAAGAGAGGCGAACUUCAGGAGGUGGGCCCUCAGGAAGCUAGAUGAGGACAUGCUCAUGGCGGCGUUAAUCGCCGCCAUGAUAACGAAGGAAGAGGGGACUGGGAACUUGGAAGAACACAAGGCAUGCCUAACAAACGUCGUACUUCAGGCGUGCGACGCGGCCAUGCCCAGGGUUAAAACCCGGUCCCCUAAACACGCGUAUUGGUGGUCGGAGGACAUCGCCGAGCUGAGGCGGUCCUCCGACCACGCAAGAAGAAACGUCAAGAGGAAGGCGAAGCACGCGCUACUGGACCCUGAAGGACUGGAGGACGCGUGGGAUGCGUACAAAGAAAGAAGAAACGCCCUGCGCGCCUCCAUCCGAUAG